Molecule: messenger RNA, 1837 nt
Organism: Triplophysa rosa
Lineage: Eukaryota; Metazoa; Chordata; Actinopteri; Cypriniformes; Nemacheilidae
Product: desmoglein-2.1-like
Exons: 11
Coding region: 191-1837 (548 amino acids)
Biological process (GO): homophilic cell-cell adhesion
Cellular component (GO): desmosome; plasma membrane
Molecular function (GO): calcium ion binding
Source: RefSeq, a predicted model, not a curated record
AAAGGCGUGGGAGAAAUGAUGAUGAAGGAGUUACUCUAAAGCUUUCCUCAUCGAUCUCAUUCUCACUAUCGUUCAUCAUAAAGCAUCGCAAACACAUCUUGGCUCUUCUGGAUACUAUAAAGAUUUAAUAAGCAGGCGGCGAUAGCAGCGGAUCUCAGGUGAACAGGAAAUAACACGAACCCCCCUGGCCAUGGCCCGGCGUAUGUCGUCCGCUUUCACUUUUCUGUUUUGCUUCUCAUUAUCGCAUGUGUUUCAAACUAAGGCCAAUUCUCAACACAACGUGGCCCUCCACAGGCAAAAGAGAGAAUGGAUCGUCCCUCCCCAAAUCCUAGAAGAGAAUGUAGAUUACACCAAGAAAGAUUUUAUUGCAAAAAUUCGCUCAGAUAAGGAAGAAUAUCAAGGAAGGAAUGUGAGAUACUCGCUGAGGGGUAUCGGAGCAGACCGGGAGCCUUUCAACUUAUUUGUGGUGAAUCCUGAAACCGGAUAUGUGAGAAUAACAGGAAUCCUUGACAGAGAGCAUAUCGCCCAAUAUAAUCUGUCCGGUGUGGCUACUUUCACAGAUAACACGAUUGCAGAGAAUGACAUUGGACUGAGGAUAAAAGUGAAGGACCAGAAUGAUAAUUCUCCUGUGUUUGGCUCAAUGGAAUUUGGGUCUAUAGAUGAGCUCAGCGACGUAGGUACUUCAGUGAUGAAGAUUAAUUGCCAGGAUGCUGAUGAGCCUGGAAACCCAAACUCUCAAAUCAAGUAUGAGAUUAUUGGUCAGCAACCCGACGGGCCACAGAUGUUUACAAUUGGCAGUGAUGGGGUAGUUCGUGUUAGCAAUCCGAACCUGGAUAGAGAGACCAUUGAUCAGUAUGUGCUGUUGGUCAAGGCCUCUGACCUGAACGGAGCUCCAGGUGGCCGUUCAUCCACAGGAACAAUGACCAUCAAGAUCAGCGAUGUCAACGAUAAUGUGCCUGUUUUGGAGGGCCCGUCUGAAGGCAGCAUAGAGGAGAACACAUAUGGGGUGGAGGUGAUGAGAUUUAAAGCAAAAGACCUGGAUCUUGAGGGGACGGACAACUGGGUGGCAAUGUGCGACAUUGUAUCAGGCAAUGAGGCGGGAUACUUCAGCAUUAAAAUGGACCCAAAGACCAAUGAGGCCAUACUGAUGCUUGACAAGCCUGUUGAUUAUGAGGAUGUCAAAAACAUUAACCUUGGCAUCGGUGCAGCCAACAAGGCUGAAUUCCACCACUCUAUUACUGGUGUACAAAGUGGAUUGAAUGUAAACGUUGGGGGCGGAGGAGGCGGCGGAGGCGGCGGAGGCGGCGGAGGGGGCGGAGGAGGUGGAGGAGGCGGCGGAGGGGGCGGAGGUGGAGCCGGAGGAGGUGGAGCCGGUUCUGAAGGUGGCGCUACAUUUUUGUCGUCAUCUGCGUACAAUGUAAACAUAAAAGUGAAAAACCAACCAGAGGGACCCAAGUUCAUUCCCGGAACAAAGGCCAUUCCUAUCUCAGAGGAUGGCAGUGCAUUUGACAGGACUAAAAUCAUUGCAAGAUACCCUGCCACUGAUUCAGACACGGGAAAAGAAGCUACGAAUGUAAGGUAUGCUAAAGGAUAUGACCCAGAUAACUGGCUGACAAUCGAUGAGAAUACAGGUGCUAUUAGAAUGAAUAAGGCUCCUGAUCGGGAGUCCAAGCAUCUAGUUAAUGGAACUUAUCAUGCUUACAUUUACAGCAUUACUCAAGGUAAGUUUUUGUAUUUUUCAAUCCUUUUUCGGUUCUUUCGGACCCACAUCGCGGUGGCACGCGCAGUCGAGUGGAUGCGCGUGGGAGACCAACAGCAAGACGAGACCCUCCGGUGA